AUGUCCUCCAAAUUACUAUUCUCCACCUUCGAAGUCACAACUCAGGCUUUCUACCGUGCUUCGUUGUCUUAUGCGAUUGUCAAUCUCAAGCCUAUAGUCCCCGGCCAUGUACUUGUGAUACCUAACAGAAAUGUCCCCCGCAUAACAGACCUCAACGACGAUGAACUUGCAUGCAUGAUGCGCUCUAUCAAACGCGUUGGCAGUGUUAUCCAGAAAGUAUACGGUGCGAAUGCAUUGACCAUUGCUUGCCAGGAUGGGGUAGGGGCUGGUCAAUCAGUUCCACAUGUUCACUUUCAUCUCCUCCCUCGCAAAUCCACCGAUCCAUUUGCUGGGAGAAACGACGAUAUUUACCCAGAGCUGGAAAAGACGGAAGGGAAUUUAGCCUCGGAUAUGAAUGAUGUGUCAGGAUCUUCCCGUCUUAAAGUCGACGCUGACGAAGAUAGGGCACCCCGCUCUCUUAGAGACAUGGAAGAAGAAGCUGCUCACCUCAGACGAUUUUUUACGGAAGCUGAAUCACCCUAG
This is a messenger RNA of Psilocybe cubensis, 522 nucleotides long. RefSeq lists its product as uncharacterized. The coding region runs from base 1 to 522 and encodes 173 amino acids. The transcript has 4 exons. The record is from RefSeq and is a predicted model, not a curated record. Gene Ontology annotation, molecular function: catalytic activity. Lineage: Eukaryota; Fungi; Basidiomycota; Agaricomycetes; Agaricales; Agrocybaceae.